This is a messenger RNA of Rodentolepis nana, 1482 nucleotides long. Lineage: Eukaryota; Metazoa; Platyhelminthes; Cestoda; Cyclophyllidea; Hymenolepididae. The record is from the annotation of a GenBank genome assembly.
AUGGCAACUGCUGCAGGAAGACGUGGAACAUUUUUUGGAACUGAGAAAGUCACAUCUCUUGACGAACCAAAGAUGUCGGUUAAAAAUUUCUUGAGUGAAAAGAAUUCCAAAUAUGAUCAGGAGAAUAUUCCCAAUGCUACAAAAAAUGGAACUGCGGUUAAUAUCCCGGAUUCCUACGUUGGUUAUUCAAACCUUCCUGAUCAAGCUUUCCGACGUGCUGUCCGUCAAGGUUUUGAUUUUAAUCUGAUGAUUAUUGGCGAGCCUGGUCUUGGAAAAUCUACUUUCGUGAACACUCUUUUUUUAACCGAUAUUUACGGAGCUAAUUAUCCUGGACCUUCGGUGGUAGCUAAAGAUAAGGUGGAAGUUCGCUCUACAACUGUUAAACUUGAAGAGGAUGGUGUUUUUCUCCGCCUAUCCGUCAUUGAUACCCCCGGUUUCGGUGAAAGCGUUGACAAUUCAGAAUGCUGGAAGCCCAUUGUCGACUAUAUCGAUGCUAAAUUUGACGAUUACAUGACUGCAGAAGGUCGAGUUAGUAGGGAUUCAAGAAAGGUAAUCGAUAGCCGUGUUCACGCCUGCCUGUACUUCCUCGCUCCUACUGGCCACAGACUAAAGACUCUUGAUUUUGAAUGUCUGAAGCGUAUUCAAGGCAAAGUGAAUAUCAUUCCAAUAAUUGGAAGGUCUGAUUGUAUGACCCCAGAGGAGUGCAAAGAGUUUAAGAAGAAUAUUUUGGCUGAUCUACUAAAACGUCAAAUCAAGAUUUAUGAUUUCGUUGAAGAAGAUAAGGCCAACCGUGAGACUAAAUCGGACCCUGAAUACCUCAAGAUGAGAUCUCUUAGAGACCGUAUUCCUUUUGCAGUUGUCGGUGCGAAUUCUUAUGUUACAAACGGUGCUGGAAAUAAGGUUAGGGCUCGAACCUAUCCUUGGGGAACUGUUGAAGUAAACAACGUUGAACACAACGACUUUGCCGUUCUCUCGUAUUAUUUGAUUAAGGAGCAAAUGCAGAAUCUCCGUGAAGUGACCCAUCGUCGCCACUAUGAGAACUACCGAGCGGCCAAGCUCUCUGGCAUUGCAGAGGGCAGCAAUUUCAAGACGCACGAUGGUCAGGACCCAAUGAUGCUCAUGGACGCAGAGAAGCGUGAACAUGAAGCAAAACUUCGCAAGAUGGAGGCCGAUAUGGAAGCUGUCUUUUCUCAGAAAGUAGCCGAAAAGAGCGCCAAACAACGUGAAUUCGAAGCCGAUUUGGUCUGCAGAGCCGAACAGAUGCGUGACCAACUGCGUCAGGACGAAACUGCAUUAGAGGUUGAACGCAGAGCCUUUGAAGAACGACGUUCUCAAUGGGAGGAAGCCUGGCGCGAAUGGGAUAUUGUUGGUGGUGCUUCCACAGAUUCCGGUGUUCCAAUGGGGGGUCUUGGUGAACGUGUCCUUUCAGAAGUCAUUAAGGAACGAAGCAAAACGGAGAAGAAACGUAAAGGUCUCUUCUAA